GGCCCGGGGGUUGGCGGGGUACGACUCACCUGGGGCUCCCGGGGACCGGCGGCCGCGAAUCUGCCCCGAUGCGAGCUGCGGGGAAGGUUUCGGCCUUCUCUGCAGAGUUAUUUGAUCGCCAAGACCGAAGUUCCUCUGGUGGAAUGAAUGGGCUCUGGCUGCUCUUAAGGUCUGGGUCAACAAAAAUCACAUGGAAAACAUAACGUGGUUGUAAAAAAAAAAAAAAAAAGAAGGUAAAACCACUAGAAACAAGCCGUUUGUUGCCCAGUACUUAAAUAAAUGCACGGGCCUUAGGGCAGCGAAGCGGCUGCUGGGCUGUCACACAAACCCCGUGUGCUUCUCUCCUUUUCUCCGCAGCGUCCCAGCCCCUCCAACCCUCCUGUGCUCCCCUUUUUCGCCCUCCACUUAAUUUUCUGCUGAUGUGCUCCCCUAAGCAGGGCUGUGACACACGCUGCUGCGGGCAGUCACACCGGGGAGGGUUAAGGUUGGUGAGAGCCAUGGGUGUGCUCGAAGACCAAUUAAAUAUGUUGCAACCUGUUUUAAGUUAGUAAUGUUUCUUUUAAAAGGUCUCAUUGUAUUAUUUAGGUUGGAAAAGACCGGUCAGCGUCGCGGCUGUGUCUGGUGUCGCUGCUGUUUGAGCGAAAGCUCCACUUGGAGGUGUCCCUGGAGCAUGGCAGCUAAGUGGAGCGGUGGGCAUUCCUCCUCUGUCCUGUGCCUGACCGUGAGCACGGAAGGGCUGGUGGCCUCCGGCGCGGAGCGGGGCGAGCUGGCGCUCUGGGAUGGGGGAGGCUCGCCCGUGGCUCAGCUGCGGCUCCCGCAGGCGGAGGACGUGACCUCGGUGGUGUUCUCCUCCCGCCGGCCCAGCACGCUGUACACGUCCCACGGAGAAAGCAUCAGCGUGCUGGAUGUGCGCUCCCUCCAGGAGCCCCUGCAGCGCUUCCACGUGAACGAGGAGGAGAUCAACUGCCUCUCGGUGAACGACACCGACAGCUUCCUGGCUGCGGCCGAUGACUCGGGGGCCAUAAAGGUUGUGGACUUGGAGAGCAAGAAAGUCAGCCGGUCCUUGAGACACUCCAACAUCUGCUCGUCUGUUGCCUUCCGACCUCAGCGGCCUCAAAGCCUGGUUUCCUGUGGACUGGACAUGCAGGUGAUGCUGUGGAACCUGCAGAAAGUUCGUCCCAUGUGGAGCACGAACCUGCAGGAGUGUGAGAUGGAUGAAGAGAGCCUGCAGUCAGCCGGGCAGUUCUUCAACCCGCCGCUCGCGCAUUCCCUGUCCGUGGCCUCCUGCGGCAACAUCUUCGGCUGUGGAGCUCAGGACGGUAAAGUCCGACUGUUCCGAGUCACCGGGGCCAGGUUUGAGCGUGAGCUGGAGUUCCAGGCUCACAGCUUGGGAGUCUCACAGGUGCUCUUUAUGCCUGAGGGGUACUCGUUGUUGUCUGGAGGAAACGAUGGGAAAGUCUUGCUCUGGGAUGUCAGCAGCAACGUCGGGAAGCAGCAGAAAAGUCCAGCAAAAUCUCUGCACAGGAGGAAGGCCCAUGCAGCUGCUUGCAGCAGAAAGGAUGGGAAGCUCAACAAAGCGGCCUCAAAUGAACACCCUGGAGUUGUGCCAAAGCUCAGCAUUGAGCACGGAGAGAAGGUGAACUGGCUCUCGUGUGCAGAGAUCAAGGGCUCCAGGAGAGUGUUGGUUGCUGACCAGAGCAGCUCUGUAUCAGCCUAUCCAUUGCCAGAACCUUAAGGCACCCAGGUGCUUAAAGAAGUCUGGGGGAUAAAACCACUUCUCAGAGCCAGUUACAUCCACUGACAGUGAACUGGACAGUGAAGCUCUCUGGGUUCCUGGGAAGGGAAAGAGAUUUGCUGUUCACUGGGGAUGUCCCUGGCCUUGUGCCGGUUCUUUGUGGCUGUUAUGUUCACAGCCACUCUCUUGCAGGGUUGGCAGCUUGCUGCUUGAAUUUAAGUGAAACGGGUCUCUGUAUUUAGGGGUAACAUUAGUUCAUGGCUAAGCUGACGUAAUUAAGGCUGGAGAAGAAAAUUAGUGCUUGGGAGACACCCACAAUGCAAAGUGAGGCUGCUGAGCAGCAGCAGGGCUGUCACUGGCUCAGAUCUAUGUGGUUUGGGCUGUUGCAGUGCUCUGUGUGACUUCUCCCAUGAAGUUGUGUCCCAGUGGCUUAAAGUGGAAUCUGGUUUUCAUCACACUCUGUCAGCAGCUGCAUAGACUAGAGAUGCAUCAAUUAACGAGUAAUCAAAUGAGUUUCCCUGUGGUUGCCAACUGAAUUUUUUCACUGCAGCAGAAGGAGCAGGGGAACUGUUACACCUGUUUGCUGGGUCAGCUGCCAGUUAGUUGUGUAUCCCAGGGAAAAAGAACUAUUACACUUGUCUUAAUAAAUGCUUUCUCUCUCA
Haemorhous mexicanus (house finch) is the source of this 2397-nucleotide messenger RNA. It is a transcript of the gene WDR53, whose product is annotated as WD repeat domain 53. The transcript has 3 exons. The record is from RefSeq and is a predicted model, not a curated record. NCBI's taxonomy places the organism in Eukaryota, Metazoa, Chordata, Aves, Passeriformes, Fringillidae. Gene Ontology annotation, molecular function: protein binding. The coding region runs from base 551 to 1735 and encodes 394 amino acids.